Molecule: messenger RNA, 1956 nt
Organism: Penicillium oxalicum
Lineage: Eukaryota; Fungi; Ascomycota; Eurotiomycetes; Eurotiales; Aspergillaceae
Exons: 1
Coding region: 1-1956 (651 amino acids)
Source: RefSeq, a predicted model, not a curated record
AUGUCUCUUGAAUUUGGAUAUUCUCAGCCUACAACCCCACCGGCCAUCUCGCUGCAGGUGCAGAUCGAAUUGGCGCAGAGUGGAAAUUUGUCAAAUUCGUCAAUUUACUCCAAUGAUUCAUCUCCUUGGUCCACCAUGACUGGCAAUACGAGUCCAACUACGUCACCCACUCGGCACCACCACGGUCCCGCACUUCUUCCCAAGAUUCGCCCGCAAGAUAUCAUCAUCGAGCCGAUAUCUGUCGGGGGACCUAUUCGCCAUCGCCGGGUGCUAUCCAACACCCGUAACCCACCAGGAUUCGUGCCUUACCCGAGUCGGCCGCCGGUUGAGCGUCGCAGAGAAUAUGCACCGGAACAAUUGCCUUUGGCUUCGCCAAUCUCCCCCAUCUCUACUAGCGGUCAUGGUAGCUAUUCAGCCCUGUCGUCUCCAGUGACGGUGCAUCCCUCUCAGAAACGUAAAGUGGGCGGAGGACACUCUCGGUCUUUGUCGACGUCCGGGAUCGACGAGGCCACUCUCAAUCGAUACGGAUAUCCAACCUAUAGACAGCUACCCAAGUAUGUGCCUGCACCGCAAUCGCAAACUGUGCCAACGACACCGGCUACUCCAGUGACGCCUGUCACUCCGAACAUCGUGAUUCAUCCAUCUUAUUCAAAUAGACACGCAAUCAAAGUCCCGCAACUGUCUCCAGUACGAGCUCCAACCUCGUUGACUGUCCAAUCGCCUCAGUACAACUAUAUCCACGCAUCCGAGUCCCAGAAAACACCAACAGCGUUGCUGAGCCCACGGGACACCCUGACUCCGCCAUCGACCAAUUUGAUAUCCUACUUGACGUCACCUACGCAGGCAAUCAACCUUGUGCGCAAUGUGAGUGUUGUGCCUACACGAGGCAUGCAUGAUUACUUCUGGUGGGAUAUUCGUAACCUGCGCAACUGGACCUCCUUCUCGAUUCCAACUUUUGACUCAAUUCGAGGUCUCACACAAUUGCUCAAAACCGAUAUCUCGAGCUCGCUCGUUCCCCCGGUCAAUAUCCUUCCUAGUCGUCUAUCACCCGAGUCAGAACCUGCUCUUGUCAGCUUGAUUCAGGAUCUCUAUGCUCCACGUGUCAAUGCUGCACUAGCAGUGUCUCAGGGCUCGGAGCAUCUCCAGCUGUACGCUGCUCCUGAUAUUCGACACACCGGUCACAAGAACCACGGCCAUCCACACUUUCUCGCCAACUACGCUUCGGAUACCGAACGCACAAGCGCCGGUCUUCCGCGUGGCCGGCUGGUGGGCAUCGUCAAAAGUUUUGACCGGUGGAAUUCCGGAAUGCGCAACGAGGCUCCGCACAGACGAGUCGAGUAUCUUAAUGGUCUGGCACAUUUACAGCGCUGCAUGCGCGAGCAUUCCUGUCGGUAUGGAUUCAUUAUCACGGAGAUUGAAUUAGUCUGUGUCCGAGCAGGCUGUGACGUUGGUGACGAUGUUCCUUACUUUGGGUUUCUGGAAAUCGCCGCACCUAUUCCUCUCAAGACCGCCGCGGCCCCGACUGUCACUUCCCUUCAUGAGCCUGCCCCCUUGGCAACCCCCAUCAGUGCACGAUCCUUCUCAUCUUCCUCUCACGGAUCAUCAAUGCACUCGCGCCAGGACUCACCCGGCCCAGAAAACGCGGAGGAAAAUCUCACGACUCCCAUGACCGCGAGCAUGGCCCUCUAUUUCCUCCUUAUGCUGUCCAAGUCUGUCCCGCUACCGCAUCAGCCAUCUGCCCAUCUCAACGUCGGUGGACCCGGAGCGCUCACACGGCAACGAAUCCUUCCAGAGCCCAAAGACAAAUGGAUUCCCGAGCCCCAGAUUGGUGAGCGCCGUGAUGCGAAGCGUGUUCGUGGCUGGGUGUGGCCCACUGAUGCAUGGCAUCGGCGAGAAGGUGGCGGUGCACCACGGACAAGGGCCGCCAAUGGGCAGACUAAGAAGUGGCACAAAUGA